Molecule: messenger RNA, 8259 nt
Organism: Mesocestoides corti
Lineage: Eukaryota; Metazoa; Platyhelminthes; Cestoda; Cyclophyllidea; Mesocestoididae
Source: the annotation of a GenBank genome assembly
CUGCAGAUCAAGGAUUCAAACACGCAGGCUGAGGAAGAAAGGGAAUUCCUCAUCCACAUAAAGGAGCUGAUUUCUCGGAUCCGGCACGAGCCGUUGUCAGCGCAGGACCUUCUGCUUGAACUCGAGGAAUUGUACCAAACAGAGCAAGAACACCAGAGUCUGACGUCCGGUCUGAUUGAAAUGGGCAAGCGGAAACGCCAGGGCAUCCUCCUAGGCAUUCUGCCCUCCGAGCUGGCCGAAGUGGAGGCCGAGUGGACGCGCAUCAAAUCCACACUCGACGAGUGGCGUUGGCGCCUUGACGACUCUUUGCCAGGUGACUGGGCGCGCGUGGGACGCUGGCUUGGCCAACUGGAACGCUCCCUGGAACGCGGCGCGAGGUUGGCCGUGGAAUUGAAUGCGGCCAGUGAGUCGAAAACGGACGCGGCGACACGCAGUUCACGAUUCUUAGCCCAGAUGGCCGAUCUCCAGGAAGCUUUGCAGCAAAAAACUGAGGUGUCCGAAUUGCUUCGAGGGCUUGCGGAGAAGAACUCAAGAGACGAGUCCACCAAACUCCCCGCCUCGGUGGUCAGGGCGAUCGAAAAACGCUUCUCCGAGGUCUCUCACGACGCCGAGAUUGUCCUGCGUCGGACACGUCGUCUGCACCUUCGGUGGAAGCUGGCGCACGAGAUUGACGAUAUUCGUCAGCACCUAAACCACCUCAAAAGCACUCGUUGCCAGCGUCUCGAUGAGGCCACUGAGAGUCUGGAUCGGCUGAAGAAAUGGAAGGCGGAGAAGGGGCUUCCAGAGGCGAUGGAGAAGGAUAUUUCAGAGCUCACCAACAUCUCCAAGGAGCCCGACGACGUCCAGUCGAGCAAUUCGUCGUCAUCGACGGCGCAGACGACCUCGGAAGAACAGCCUCUGUCGGGGUUCUUGGCCAUCCAGAUUAAGGCGGGUGGAGGCGCGUUGGUGAUGCGCGACGUGGCAGAGACUGAACGUGCAGAGGCCAUCAUGUUCCUUGCCUCGCUGCGCGUUCGGUGGGCUGAAGCCCUGGAAGACCUGGCUGCGCUCGAGAAAUCGUCCAUCUCAUUGGUGGAGACGUGGCAGGCCUACGAGACGGAGGCCCAGACCCUCUACGCGUGGAUGAUGGAAGCGGAAGAGAAGCUGAAAGGAAAGGAUACGUCCAGCAAGGAAAAGCGUUUUUUGCUAUCCCAAGUGAAGAAGUGGCGUGAGCGACUGAACGCUCUGCAGGAUCUUGGCGCCACGCUGAUUGGUCAGUCAAGCGUCUCCGCUGGCCAGGCCAUAAACACAGAGCUCGUGACCAUGCUGAAACGCCUGGAGAGCAUCAGCAAUGAGGUUACCAAGUCGUGUCAAGCCGAGACGGUUGAGAGUUUAAAGCGUGACUUCGAGGCGGUGGUGGGUAGGAUGAAUGACAUGCUCCAGGCGACCGUGGACUUGUUGAACAAGGAGGUCCAGUUGCCGCAAACCACCAGCAUUCAACGAGCCGAAGAGGCGACGUUGGAAUACCGAAAUCUACUGAAGGCUGCUAAAGAAAGCUUACUGAAGGACGUCGAAAUCCAAUAUCUUCUUGCAAAAGAAAUUUCAGAGAAGCUGAUGGCAGCCGCUAGAGAUGGUGACAUUGACUAUGCAGAAGCGGACCGUUGUAUGCAGGAGACUGAUCGUCUGAGGCAGAAGCUGAUGCAAAUGGCAGAGGAGAGCAUAGACAACCGGCUCUUGGAGUUGUCGAUGGCGAUGCGCGAAGCCGUGCUGGUGGCAGUGCGGCUCGCUGAAAUGUCCGAGUGGAUUGAAGAGGCCGAACUAGCGACGAAUCUGGAGAUUCCAACCACCCCCGAGGAGGUGAAGCUUGACGCUCUCUCCUCCAUCUCCCCAGACGAGGCGAUCCGUCGACUUAAAAUGCAUUGCAACAGCAUAAACGCUCAGCAGAAGGCACUUGAAGAGGCAGAGGAACGGUUAAAAGAAUUGAAGACCAGUGGUCUUCGAUGUGUCGACGUCUCUCAACUCGAAAUGGCCAUCGCGGAAACUCGUGAACGCAUAAAAGUCAUGCUGGAGCAAACUCUGAGACGUGAAAAUCUCCUAAUUCGUCAAAGACAAGCUCGUGAGGUCACAAUGAGCGCAGCAGACGCCUUCGAGACGUGGUUGGUUGAAGCUGAGGGAGUCAUAACCAACUCACUGGACGCUGUGCUCCCCCUGAACGCCAACAACCUCAUCGGCGCCACCCGUCUGAGUCAUUGGAGCCUUCAUUCUCUAGAGGAACAACGAAACGCCCACGAAACCUUUUGCGAGGAGCGCAUGGAGGACGGGUCUGUGUUGUUGAAGAACAUGGACGAGUGCUACGGCAAAUUCAUGGAAAUCUGGCCGGAAAUUAGCGUGGCGCAACCAAUGGCUUCUGACUCCGAGGCGAUGGUCUACAUCAAAGAGGUGGUUUCGCGAGUGAAGCUUCUUACUCAGCGCUACUUGGAUGUCAGUCAGAAGUCCUCUCGCGCCCUCCUCACGGUCAGAUUUGCGAUAAUUGACUUUAAAAUCGGCGAAAAAUUGCUCGAAGCCACUGAACGCUUGCGCCAAGAGGAGUUGCGUAUUGAAAACGGAGAAGAGGUUUCUCUGAUUCUGAGCGAGCACGAGGCUUACUUCUUUUCUCCUGACUUCGUGGAGGAGCUGCCUGCGAUGAUGGUGGAAAUGGAGCACGUCACGAGUGAGCUGGUGAAGCUGGAACCCGAAGCAGCUGUGCACUUUGCCAAGCGGUCGGAGGUUCGAUCUAAGACUCACUCAGAUCUGAAAUUUCGAGCCGAACGAUUGGCUACUAACAUGCGCGAUUUACCAGAACGCUGGCUAGAUUUCGACGCCAAACUCGGUGGUUUGGAGCAGUGGACGAACGAACUGGAGGGACUGGCCAAUCAGCUGUGCUCGGAGGGGUUCCCGGGUAGCGAGGAGCUGAUGGAUCCUGAAGUUGCCGCUGAAAUCGCUCGUCGUUAUCGUGCAAUGCUAGAGAAGUUUGAGCAGAUGGCUGACUCAACCGGCCCCAACAUCUCCAUGGCCGAGCGGUUAAAUAAGAUGCUGCAGGAUCUGAUUGCUGAGGGUGGACUCUCACCAGCUGAAGUGGCGAAUCGUCGCACUUCCCUAGCGCGCGUCCUGAACAGCCUCCACGAUAUGGAGGCCGUCACCUCUAGUGUUCUUCAAACAGCCGAGAAAAUCGUUGGUUCGCUGGAUUUUCAAGCUGCAGUGGCAAAUGAACAAGACCGAGCUAAGCGCAUUCGAAACCACGUGGAAGAGGUCCUGAAUGAGACGUCACUGCAGUCCCUCGACUCGGAAGAGAUGCGUCGUCUGUUGGCAGAACGCGAGGCUCUGAUUGCGCGCGUUAAUGAGGAGAAGAAGGCGUCUCUGGCCUUGUUGAUGCAUCGUUCGACCCCGCAGCCUUCGCAAGAGCAUCGAAUGCGUCCUGCAGAGGAGAGGCUUCUGCAGGUAUGGGAGGAUGUCGAUCGGAUGAUGGAGGAGAAGGCAGCGAGUAUGCGGACGGCCGCUCAAGCCAGUGAGCAGUUCGAUGAGGUGCGGAAUAGACUGUCCAUUCUACUCGGAGGAGCCAACUUCCUGCUCAAGGGAAGUCCUAACCCCGGUCUUGCCACGGCGUUCUCCCGUGACGGCGUCUCCAGAGAGGCGCUAGAGGCCUUUGCCGUGGAUGCGGGCGACGAUGUCGAGCAUGGCGGCAGCGUGGAAGAUAUUGCAGCUCGUGGACCCUCUGCGCUUCAACAGCAGGUUUCUGCUAUACGAGCUCAUCUAGAGUCACUGGAGAAAGCCGAAGAGGACAUCAGGAAGCUUCGUGCUGCCGCCGACACCAUCUCUGAACAGCUUGGUCCUGAGAAGUCAGCCGAACUCGAGUCCAUCAUUGCAAAGUUGGAACGAGACCUGGCCUCCACGAAAUCAGCUCUGGCAGCCCGACUUGCAGCUCUGGAAUCGGCGAAUUCCCGUUGGACGGAGAUAUGUGAAAAUGCUCGACGUCUGGAGACCACCGUGAAUAUCCAUGAAUCUACUCUCGAGCAACUGAGAUUACACGUCGACGAAGUAGCCAUUGAAAACGACGAAGAGUCUGACAUACAUUCCAUCGGUGACGUAUACCACCAGUACCUAAAAAAGUGUGUCCAGGAAGUUAGCCAGCUUCAAUCAACUGUUGCUGACUUUCGUGUUGAGAUCAAAGACGUUGAUUCUCAACUUUUGGCCAUGCUGACCGUGAAAAAGAUGGACGAAGAUGGAAAUUUAGUGGAGACAACCGUGGAUAGUGUGGAUCCAGAAGUGGCGGAUAUUCAAAAGACCCUUGCAAGCAUUUUACUACGCCAGAAUGGACUUAGUGACGCGUGCACUUCCCUAGAAGUGCGUAUUACUUCAACGAUGUCUGCCAUUGACGAAUACUCCAAGUUGGUCGAUUCAAUGCAGGCUUAUCUAGCCAAAGUGGGGAAAAUUCGGGAAACGGAGGUCAUCUUCUCGGAUCUUCCUGAUGCCGUGAAAGUCAAGGAACAGUUAAAGUGUCUGCUGGAAGAACGACAGGCCGAAUUCGGCGACGUGGCAGUUCGAAUGCGGACAUUCAUCUCUCACUUGAACAAAGUGCCUCAACUUGCAGCCGCAGACAACGACCUGAGGCAACGCUGGGAGGAGGCCGCUAAUUGGUUGUCUACGCGCGCGUCUUUCAUCGACGCCCUCAUUACUGAUUGGCGCACGUGGUCCAACGAGGUGAAUCAGCUCUCAGACGAGCUCACUCAAUUGGCUGAAGAUGUUGAGCGCGCGUGCACAAAGGCCAUACCCACUGCCAGACGUGGCAACCUCGUAACGCGUCAACUCGAACAACUGAGGCUACUGAAGGCGCGGUGGAAGGGCUUGAAGCCGCAGACGGAGGUACUUCUAGCCCACCUCUCCAGCGGUGGUGGCGGCGGCGGCUCCAAGCUCACCAUGGCAACCUCGGAUCACGUGGUGCCGCGCAGGUACACAAUGGUGGGUGACCAGGUGCGCGGGCUGUACACGAUGCUCGAGGAUUUGAACGCCAAGUUGGAGGAUGAGUUGGACGCGCAAAACAAAUUCACCCGCGACGUCGAACGCCUCAUUCACAUGAUCUCCAUGGCUGAAAAACGUCUCUCGAAAGUUACGGGGAUUUGGAUCCCAUCGGCACCUACGCUCUUGCUUCAGCGGAUCGCUCAACCACAAGCCCAACACUCAAUCGACGAUUCUAAGCCGUUAAAAGAGAUGGAAGGUGGCACUGAAAAGGCCGUUGAUAGCUACCUCAAUUUGAACGAAGCUAUUGACGAAUUAAAGUCUCUCUUCGCAGAGAUAACAGGCCCAAUGCGCAUGGCCCUUGACUCCCUCGUGUCGCGCAUCGACCUCCUCGACAACUCGCAGGUCACUGCGCAAGACAGACUGCAGCCUGUCUCUCGCGAAAUGAACCUUCUUGCGUUGCGCGCCCUGAAACGCCAGUACAUCUGCGAAAUGAGCUUGGCGUACGGCCGAAGUCGCGAAAGCUGGUGUACCAAACUUCGUGGAAUGCGUUUGCGCCAGGAGCAACUCAUUAGCUCUGGUGAAACUGUUGAACUUCUCUCUUCUGUCCCUCCCACUGCCGACGACACUACAACGAAAGCUCUGAAGGCCAUUCCUGUUGAUGUGGACUAUCGGAACGACUGUGGUUCGUGGUUGAACGCACUCACAGCUGCGAAGGUCGAGAUCCUGGCCUACAAGUUCACCGCCGAAGUACCUCAAAUCCCCGAAGUGCUUCGCGAUGUUGAGGAGGAGGUGCAAUUUGAGGCGGACUUCACGCCGCAGGAAUUGGACACGGCCUCCAUCGCAGCUGGCAUCUUCUUUGUCACGGGUAGACGGGAUGAGGUGGUAUCGUCAGCCGCGUCGUCCCUAGAGCCCUUCAGCUUCUACGUGGACGUUGGCCGACUUAUUAGCGAUUGCGAUCGCUUGAAAGCAGGUCUGCUGACUCACUGGAAUUCCCUCGAGGUCUACUGUAACAGCUGGAAUCGCUUCGUAAGGGGUUGUGAAGAUUUCGAGAGAGAUACUACAGAGUUCUUGGAAAAGACUUUCUCCCUGGUGAAGAGUGCCGUUGAUCUCACAGACACGCGAUUAGAUCGACCAGGGAACCAUAAGAGGUUAGGCGAAAUCGCCAUCCAAUUCAAGGAUUGGCACGUGGCGUUUGCUUCACCAAUGGAAGUCAAAGAUGUGACAGACCUUCCACUCGUCUCCCGUCUCCGAGACUUGAAGAAAGAGGGUGACAAGUUGGUGGAAUUAGCGCCUGCUCGAACCUUGUCAAUAAGAACUUUGGCUGCUGGUAACCAAAAGGUUCUACUUGACGCCUCCGUUCGGCUCAGGGAACUAGCUUACCAGUUGGAGAGACUAGUCAGAGCUUUCGAUAACCGCGAGAUGUCAAUUAAGGAGGCCAGUGAUCUACUAAUAGACGUGGAACACCAGUCAGGGCUUCGGUCUGUUGGGAGUCUGGCUUCCAAGCUACUAGGACGAGACGUUUCGCCUGAACUGAUGGAUGCUAGUGGUCUUGAAAUGAGCAUGUCCUACCAGUCAGAUCUAGAUGCUCUGUUGAAGCGGGUCGCCUCUUCCAAGGAUCUUUCCCACCUGCUUGCCAAACUGUCGAAGGCGCGAGCCUUCAUGCGGGCUCACUUGCCGCCGAAGCUUGUGCAUCUCCAGCAAUCCAGCACUUCGGCUAUUUGUGCAUUUGAGGCGAUCAUGCACGAGGACGCGAAACCUCCUAUCGAACGCUUAGAAGACGACACCUUGAGGAAUCGCCUCACAGCAAGGUGUCAGCAUCUUUCCGACUUUAUGGAUGAGGCAAUCAAACAACUCGAGAGCAAGUACCAGACAAUGGUCCUGAUCGAAACAAAUAUCGACCGGGUCUGUACUUGGAUCAAUGAGUUCCUCCCACGGGCUCAGUCAGUGAGCCAUGUGCUGUCUGUUUCCGCAACCGAGUCCACGAUCACGGAGGCCCUUCAGUUCGCCGAAAAGGUAGAAGAUCCCACCGAUUUGUUGGAGCUCUUCGGCGUUGAACACAAGCACUACUCGGGACUAUUUGAGCUCAUGAAACUGGAAAUCCACACGGACGCCGAUCUCCUUAGUCCGGUGUUCGGUUCUCAGAUUAAAACAGUUGACACGCGACUCGAUAAUUUAGUGAGUGCCGUCAACCACAUGGAAGAGCUGUGGCAGUUGCAUCUCCACAAAGACGAAGUUUUGAGUCAGGAGUCGAUUCGAGAAUCGGAAAAUCUUGCAGUUCUCGUUGACCGACUGGAUAAAGCUACUUUACAGAGCGGGUUCACAUUGCUUCCGACGGCUUCUUCUAAGGAACGUGUGGAUGCGAUGGAACUUCUUUCACAGUCCCUCGAAAUAGUGCAGCAAGUGAGAAUAGAGUACGUUGCCAUGGUUUCUCGGAUCGAGGCGCUGUCUCAGCGUUGCCUCAAUCGUGACACACUUCGAAUGCAUCUAAGACGAAGGAGGCUUCUAGAGCAACAGGGGGAAGAAGAAGAAGAGAUGACGGCGACCGAGGAUAAACCGAGGGAUUCACUGGAGGGUCUUUCGAAGCACUGCGCCAACCUCACGUUUAGGCUAGCCUCGUUGGAUUCGAUGUUGAAGCGCAGCACUGAAAACAUCUACAAGCGCAUGACAAAGAUUCAAUCAGACGCCGCCAACUCCUGGUCCACUCAUCUAAACGCGUUGGCUGAGGACAUUGAGAGGUUGAGCAGUUUGGCGGAAUUGCCGCUUCUGCUUAAAGCCGAUCGUCGUGAAUUCGCGACGAGCUUCUUCACCUGCCGAAAACAAGACGUUCAGGAUUCACAGACCAAAGUGGACGUACUAGAGUCGGAGCUGUCUCAAAUCGCCGAUGUGCAUCGAAUUGCGGAGCGUUCUUCACGCUACGAGGAGGCACCAAAGCCCACCGGCAUCGGUGAUGAAGCCUUCACACAGAAGAAUAAAGCCAGAAUUGCUUCGUUGAGGCAGAAUCUCGCUCAAUAUGCCGUCCACAUUGGCGAACUGGAGUCACACGUCACCAAGACCUUUUCAACUACGUCUUGCGUCGAAAUCGCAUUGGGCAAGGUGGAACGCCACCUCGAAGCUGCCCUCACCACUCUGGAGGAGUCGUUGGAUCUGAGGAAUAGCGAGAGUUGCCUUGCUCAAUUAACGUGGGGGUUCCAAUUUGAAAGACAAGUCAAAAUGGGCAGCCCCAAGAAGCUUGAAUCUCCAGACACAAAACUUCCCACUACAAUUUCCGGGGCACAUGAAUCAUCCUGA